GUUCUGUUUUGAUGAGCGUUAUGUUCUUUUUUUUCAUGUUGGUUCUGGUUUUCGGCCAGGUCUAUGCCGAGAAUGUGUUUCGUUUUGCAAGCGUAUUUGGCAACCAUAUGGUGUUGCAACAAGCGCCGAAACGCGCAAUUGUGUGGGGUUACGGAGAGAUCGACCAAAAGGUGAAGGUUUUUCAUAAUGGGGAAUGGUUCCGAUCGUUUACUACAACUAAAAUCCAGGGUGAAACAUCGUUUGGAAUAUGGACAGUCAUGCUUACGCCAACAAGUUUUGGUGGCCCAUAUCUUAUCAAAGCAUACUCUAAAGUUAAAGGCGCCACCACCAAUAUUACUUUAAGCGACGUUAUGUUUGGUGAUGUUUGGAUGUGUAGUGGACAGAGCAACAUGGAAUUCACAGUUGUUUCGUCUGACAACGGAAAUGAAGCAAUUAACGAGUCUGCUCAGUACCCGGACAUUCGGUUAUUCACAGCAGAGCGUGAUUGUGAAUCGAUUCCACAAAUUGAAUUGAAAAAAGUCAGAUUACCUUGGUCUCGGGCAUCUCCAGGAGCAUUAGGUGGUCCCGCCUGGCAGUAUUUUUCGGCAGUUUGUUGGUACUAUGGUGUCCAAUUGUACAAAGAGCUAGGGUAUCCGAUUGGUUUGGUUGCCUCAACAUGGGGUGGUACACCGGUGGAGGCAUGGUCCUCACCUGAAGCCCUGGCAACUUGUGGAAUAGCUGAAACAGAGUUUGCAUCCAACAAUUUACACAAAUCUUGGCCAUCAAAUCCGAGUUGUCUUUGGAAUGCAAUGAUCGUUCCUUUCCUUAAUAUGACCAUAUACGGCUCAAUUUGGUAUCAAGGGGAAAGGAACGCUGUGAGCCGAUUAUAUCCUUACAACUGCACUUUCCCUGCCAUGAUUGACGACUGGAGAGCAAAAUGGUAUGCUUCGACGCGAAAAAAUACCAACAAGACGUUUCCCUUUGGUUUCGUUCAGCUUUCAGCAAUAGGUGAUAACACAACUGGGCGGUCGUUCAACUUUGCUCCACUUCGCUGGGAGCAAACGGCGCAUUAUGGCUAUGUUCCUAAUGAUAGAGAGAAGAACGUCUUCAUGGCGGUCGCGAUGGAUCUUGGAAACCCAGAAUCCCCAUAUGAAAGCAUACAUCCAACUGACAAGAGAACCGUGAGCCAUCGUCUGGCGUUAGCUGGAUUAGAUGUAGGGUAUGGAAGGAAGAGGUAUUAUAGUGGACCACUGGUUGAUACAAUCAAGAAACGGACAGAACCACACCACAACCAGGCGCUUGAAGUGACUUUUAAGUUGCUGAAUGCUCAAAUUGAAGUAAGAAGUAACGUUGGAUUCGAGGUUCUCUGUGAAAAUGGCACUGAUUGGCUGGAGGCACCAAUCUUAAUCACGGUCCGUCGUAUGUGA
Dendronephthya gigantea is the source of this 1406-nucleotide messenger RNA. RefSeq names its product sialate O-acetylesterase-like. The record is from RefSeq and is a predicted model, not a curated record. Bases 12 to 1406 code for a protein of 464 amino acids. Gene Ontology annotation, biological process: carbohydrate metabolic process. Gene Ontology annotation, molecular function: sialate O-acetylesterase activity. NCBI's taxonomy places the organism in Eukaryota, Metazoa, Cnidaria, Anthozoa, Malacalcyonacea, Nephtheidae. The transcript is spliced from 8 exons.